GGAUUGUAUUGUGGUCAAAUCUUUUGUUUACUAAUUUCAAAAUCUAAGUAAACACUUUGAUUAAACAACAAAAUAAAUUAUAAAAGUUAUUUAAACAAAGCGUUUACCAUAUCUUCAUAGACCGGUUCAACAUGUCACAUAUUUCCGAAGACUAUUUAAGUGGAGUAGUACGUCGGAUAGCAAUGGUGUGUCAGCUCAGUAAUUGGAGUUUUGUACAAGAAAAGUUUGUGAAUAUGGCACAGAAUUACUUUGGAGAAUUAAUACCGAUCACAUUGUCCGGUACACGUAAUGGGUUUUCAGUGUCAUACAAUAUAGUUUUAAAAUUGGCGCCGAUUAACGAGGAGUAUCGAGUGAGCGGUGCCGUAACCGUGAUGUUUGCGAGGGAAACAUACGUGUAUUCUACUCUUCUCAAAGCCUACAGGGAGAUACAACAAAAUUUGCCAGCCCAGUCCCAGUAUGUUAUACCUAAAUGCUACUAUGUUCACCAAGAAUACCUCAAGGAGGCUAUAGCUCUGCAGGACAUGACUGUUGAAGGAUAUAGGCCCUAUGUACAUGACAUGUUCUUGGAUCUAGAUCACACUCUGAUAUCUCUAAAGAGUCUUGCUAAACUUCAUUCUCUGUCAUUUAUUUUACAAAAUAAGAAACCUCAGCAGUUUGUGGACAUUAUGACUAUAUGUGUGCCUUUGACUGAGAAUACAAACUCAAGGUACAUGGAUAUAAUGAAAGAUAGACUAGAUAAGGCAUUGAAAAAGUUUCCAGCCUCACAGAUAACCCCAGUCUUACAAAAGUUGAGGAAGAACUGUGCCAGAUAUUUUAAAGCCGCUGUCUCUUCAGUACAAAAUACUUGUAUUUGUCAUGGAGACGUUUGGAAAGAAAAUAUUAUGUUCAAAUAUGAGGGUAACAAGCCGGUGUCUGCAUGCAUGAUAGACUAUCAAACAACAAGAAAGUGUAGUCCAGCAUUUGAUGUGAUGUAUCUAAUAUUGAGCAGUACAAACUCGGAGCUGAGGAACAAAUACUUGCAGCAACUGAUGGAAAUAUACUACAGGACGUUUGAAAUAGCAAUAAAGGAGGCCGGUAUUUCACCACAGACCUUAUAUUCUAGGCAAAUGUUUGAUAGUGACAUGAAGGUGGUAGCGCCUGCUUGCUUGAUAACAGCUAACACCGCACUAUGGCUGUCAAGUGGUUUGCAAGAGGAGGGACAUGUGAGGAGCAAACAUGUUUGGAGUACCAAGGAGGAGAAAGAUAAGGCUGUGGAAAAGUAUAAAACAAUUAUAUCAACAAUGAUAGAUGAUCUUACUAAUUUUGGAUACAUAUCUAUUGAUGAAUUGUAAGGCCGCAAUAUGUUUAUGUCUAGAAUAUUACUAAAGACUGUAUGAAGUUAAUUUUACAGGAAUGUUAUACUAUUAUAUUUUUCUCUAUCAAUACAGAAUACAAUAGAAUGAAAUGCCAUGUUAAUCAAAAAAAUAAUAACAUUUUUAAUCACAAUAACAAUGUUAACGGCAGCUAAUAUUCUUAUAUCGGAAAGAAAAGUAAUCUCAUAAUAAGAAAUGAAAUAAAUAAAUAUGCAAUUUCAUGUAAAUAAGUUAUGGUGAACCAAAACUGAUUUUUGGUUAAUUGUUAUGUACAUACAAAUUAUAUUUAGGAUUUACACCGAGCCAAAUUGUUGAAUAAUUUUACAUAACAUAAAUAAUUAAGGUUUUAA
Molecule: messenger RNA, 1702 nt
Organism: Spodoptera litura
Lineage: Eukaryota; Metazoa; Arthropoda; Insecta; Lepidoptera; Noctuidae
Source: RefSeq, a predicted model, not a curated record